Mauremys reevesii (Reeves's turtle) is the source of this 3013-nucleotide messenger RNA. It is a transcript of the gene NT5C3B, whose product is annotated as 5'-nucleotidase, cytosolic IIIB. Bases 280 to 1119 code for a protein of 279 amino acids. NCBI's taxonomy places the organism in Eukaryota, Metazoa, Chordata, Testudines, Geoemydidae. The record is from RefSeq and is a predicted model, not a curated record. Gene Ontology annotation, cellular component: cytoplasm. The transcript is spliced from 10 exons. Gene Ontology annotation, molecular function: magnesium ion binding; 5'-nucleotidase activity.
GAGGCCAGAACAGGCAUUAGGAGUCAGUUCCUGACUUUGCCACUGACUCACUGUCUGACCUUGGACAAGUCACUUCUCUCUGAUACUCAUCUCUCAAGAUACUCAUCAGGUUGCGUUGCAGGAAGUUCAGAGGCAGUUUUCAGCAUGACCCGGUUUUACUUCUGGUGCUGUGAGAUAAGAGCUAAUUGCCUUCAUGUUCCGUUUCCUGGCUUUUGACUGUUUUUAAUAACUCAACUACAACCACUUCUAAUUCCUGAACUGGAGAAGGCGACGGUCCACAUGAAGAAUCCCGAUCACGUGCAGCGCGUCAUCUCAGCGCUCAGGAAAGAGGGAACAGACAAACUGCAGGUCAUUUCGGACUUCGACAUGACUCUCAGCAGGUUUGGAUUUAACGGGCGACGAUGCCCCACUUCGCACAAUAUCCUAGAUAACAGCCGAGUCAUUAGCGAAGAAGGCAGGAAGAAGUUACAAGACCUACUGCACUAUUACUAUCCGAUUGAAAUUGACCCCAACCGGACCAUGGAAGAAAAACGUCCCCUCAUGGUGGAAUGGUGGACCAAAGCCCACGACCUUCUGUUGGAACAGAAGAUUUUGAAAAGUGACAUAGCCAAGAUCGUCAGAGAAUCCGAGGUGAUGCUCAGGGACGGAGCCAACACCUUCUUUGACCAACUCCACCAGCACAACAUCCCCUUGUUCAUCUUCUCGGCCGGCGUGGGCGAUGUCCUGGAGGAGGUCCUCCGGCAGGCUGAGAUCUUCCACCCAAACAUCAACGUGGUGUCCAACUACAUGGACUUCGAUGACAAGGGCGUCCUGAGACGAUUUAAAGGGCCGCUGAUCCACACCUACAACAAGAACAACUCGGUCCUGGAGAAGACGGAGCACUUCCAGCUGCUGAGCAGCAGGCCCAACAUCAUCCUGCUGGGGGACUCGCUGGGAGACCUGAGCAUGGCCGACGGGGUUCCCAACGUGGAGAACGUCCUCAGAGUCGGAUUCCUGAACGACAAGGUGGACGAGCGACGAGGAAAGUACCGGGACGCCUAUGACAUCGUGCUGGAGAAGGACGAGACUCUGGAUGUGGUCAACGGGAUCCUUUGUUACAUCCUUGGAGCCCUGAACUGAGAGCCCAGGAUCCUGACUUCGGCCUCUCAGGGUGGUGUCUUGGCACCGUGCUUCCCAUGGCAGAGUCAGGCCAAUUUGAAUCCAUCUUGAUGCCCUCGGGAGUUCCCUCCCCCCCACCUCCCGGCGCCCUCCUGGGCUUUUAUAAAUACCCUUUUGUUCGUCAGUCCGGGGGUUGAGGGGUGAGCUGGAGAAACUCUCUGCUUGCCCCAACUACCUCCACCAUGUCUCUGCUCAAACCCCAGCCCCCAAGCGGCACCGCUCCCGGCUCGUGUCCCAACCCCUGGAAGUUCAAGGCCACUAACGCAAGGUCGUCGUUUGGCUGGCGGCCUGGCUGGCGACUGUUACAUGGCUGCUGGCUGCAUGGUUCAGCUGCACAGCAGAGUUACAGCCUGUCCUCUGCUGGGGGGCGCAGGUGUCUGCAAUUUGCUGUGGAAACCCUACAAAUCCCCUGGUCAGUUCUCUGCUCCCUCUGCCUGCAACCUACUGGGACGUUCAUGGGCGUCACUGGUGGCUGGAGAGGGGACCAGAGAUGAUUUUAGAGGGCAGAAGCCCCACCCCUGUCUGUGCACCGACCUGUUAUGGGUGGAGCCUAGAGUUACUCAGACAGCAUGGUGGGUGCAGGUGGGAAAUACGGGUUGGGGGACCUGUCGCUUGGAACAUUAACACGUUGGGUGUGUGAGAUGAUUGCGCAGCUGCAGUGAUGCUUAAAGGGGUGGGACUCUUGUGAGGAUUCCUGUCCGAGAGCCGCUUGUGUGAUGAACACAAGGGCUGAGUUUGGUCAUCCCGCGGUGGGAGAGGGUUUGCUUGGCUGCUGUGUUUUGCUGGCAGAAGGACUGGGUUGUGGUGUGCACUGAAUCCCACUGGCAAACGGCUCUCGCUGGAGCAACGAGGCUUUGCUGGCCAUUCACGUUGCUGUGGAGUGGAAUUGUUACAGCUGGUAAGUCAGGCAGCAGGUUUGUCGUGGGUGGACGGGGGUGUUGGGGGACGCAGUGGUAGCCGUGGGUCCUUGGGGUGGGUAGUUUAAAGGUGGCUGGGAGGCAGGGAGGGCGGGCAGGCUAGUUGCGUGGGGCUUUUUGAAGUGUGACUAUUGUAUAACUAACCCCUUGUGCCGGUUCUGGGGUCUCAGGGCAGCACUUCUGUCAGCAGCAUAAAAUCUCUCUCCCUCAAAUGGAAAAAAAUGGAAAAGCAAAGCAGUGCAGCCCCUCUGGGAGCCUGUCUGCUGGGACUCCCUUCUGGGCGUGACAGUCACACUGGCCUGGAAGAGGGCUGACGCUAAGCGGGUGUUCUGGGUCCCCCACGUGUCCGUGGAAGCGCUGGGUGUACUUGCUUUACCGCACAGAAAGCUUUCUUUAAGGGUCGGCGUUUCCAAAGGAGCAGGAACCCCAUGUCCCUCAUGCCAAGUUCAGCCGUCUGGCCCGGGUACGUGAGAACUGCCCACCAUGGCAAUCUGGGCUCUGCCUCAAUGGCAUUUAACUCAUCCUAGGGGGACUCAGACUCCUGCACUCGGCAGCUGGAUGGGGACAGGCAGCUGCUUAUCGACUGAGCUUGGCCUGCAUGCUGCAAACAUUCUGGGAGUGCAGAUGGCUCUUUCAGAGCUCCCCGUCCCACCGUGUAAAACUCCAUCUCCUUUCACGCUGCUCCUGUCGGGGAGAGCCAGAGGCAGCUCCCACCCUGCAGUCUCCUCGGUUCCUGGCGAGGUGCUGUCCACGUGGCUGCCUCGCUGUGACCCAGCCUGGCACUAGCAACCCGGGCCCCUGCGUUGUUUGGUAAGCGAAGGCACUUGUCAUUUGGCUUGUAGGAGCUGGGCUGGUCCGGGGUCCCAGGCAGCCAUCUGGCUCGCUCGCUGUGUCACAGUCAGAUGUAAAUGUCACUUGGGCGGGGGGAGCAGGUUUUA